Pipistrellus nathusii (Nathusius's pipistrelle) is the source of this 1251-nucleotide messenger RNA. NCBI's taxonomy places the organism in Eukaryota, Metazoa, Chordata, Mammalia, Chiroptera, Vespertilionidae. The record is from the annotation of a GenBank genome assembly.
AUGCACACGUUCCACGCCGUCCGCUGCGCCUUCUACCAGCUGCUGGUGGCCGCGCUGAUGCUGGUGGCCAUGCUGCAGCUCCUCUACCUGUCGCUGCUGUCCGGGCUGCACGGGCAGGAGGAGCAGGAGCAGUAUCUGGAGUACUUCCCGCCGUCCCCGCGGUCCGUGGACCAGGUCAAGGCGCAGCUCCGCGCCGCGCUGGCCUCCGGGGGCGUCCUGGACGCCAGCGGCGACUACCGCGUCUACCGGGGCCUCCUGAAGACCACCAUGGACUCCGACGACGUGGUCCUGGCCACGCACGCCAGCGUGGACAACCUGCUGCACCUGCCCGCCCUGCUGGAGCGCUGGGAGGGCCCGCUGGCCGUGGCGGUGUUCGCAGCCACCAAGGAGGAGGCGCAGCUGGCCACGGUGCUGACCCUCGCGAUGAGCAGCCACUGCCCCGACGUCCGCGCCCGAAUGGCCAUGCACCUGGCGUGCCCCUCGCGCUACGAGGCCGCCGUGCCCGACCCCCGCGAGCCGGGCGAGUUCGCCCUGCUGCGGUCCUGCCAGCAGGUCUUCGACAAGCUGGCCAGCGUGGCUCAGCCCGGGGUCAACUACGCGCUGGGCAGCAACGUCUCCUACCCCAACAACAUGCUGAGGAACCUGGCCCGGGAGGGGGCCAACUACGCCCUGGUGGUCGAUGUGGACAUGGUGCCCAGCGAGGGGCUGUGGCGAGGCCUGCGGGAGAUGCUGGACCAGAGCGACCAGUGGGCCGGGACCGCGCUCGUGGUGCCCGCCUUCGAGAUGCGGCAGUACCGCUACCGCCUGCCCGAGAACAAGGACGAGCUGCUGAAGCUCUACCGGAUGGGCCAGGUGCGGCCCUUCUACUACGACGUGUGCAUGCCCUGCCAGGCGCCCACCGACUACUACCACUGGGCCGACCUCCCCACGGAGACCCUGCUGAGGCCUGCCUACGAGGUGCCCUGGCGGGACCCCUGGGAACCCUUCUACAUGGCCGGAGGCAAGGUUCCCGCCUUCGACGAGCGCUUCCGGCAGUACGGCUUCAACCGCAUCAGCCAGGCCUGUGAGCUGCACGUGGCGGGAUUUGUUUUCAAGGUGCUGAACGAAGGUUUCCUGAUUCAUAAGGGCUUCAAAGAUCCCAAGGAGUUCCACCCCCAAAAGGAAGCCGAAAACCAGCACAAUAAGCUGCUUUACCGCCAGUUCAAACAGGAGUUGAAGGCCAAGUACCCCGACUCGACCCGACAUUGCUGA